Messenger RNA from Ceratina calcarata, 3559 nucleotides. It is a transcript of the gene Top3alpha, whose product is annotated as topoisomerase 3-alpha. Gene Ontology annotation, molecular function: DNA topoisomerase type I (single strand cut, ATP-independent) activity; zinc ion binding; DNA binding. The record is from RefSeq and is a predicted model, not a curated record. Gene Ontology annotation, biological process: DNA topological change; DNA repair; DNA recombination. Gene Ontology annotation, cellular component: RecQ family helicase-topoisomerase III complex; chromosome; nucleus. Lineage: Eukaryota; Metazoa; Arthropoda; Insecta; Hymenoptera; Apidae. The transcript has 11 exons. The coding region runs from base 353 to 3460 and encodes 1035 amino acids.
CGGUUUUAACUGUUCGGCGCGCACGCACACAAACGUUUCGUAAAGUAUAAAAUAAUAUUUUGCUGGUAAUCAAAUACCAAUAGUAGUUUCAUUACUGUCUAUUGAAUUCAAUGUAUAUUUUCUUGAAUAGUCGAUGAAUUUAUUACGUUCAUGUGUCCUGUUUAGUAGCUCGAAGCUCGAACGCGAACACAUGCAUAAGACUAGUGACUUGAAUUUGCUGUCUACUACCACUCUCUGCUGAACUCUGCUCUCUCCAUAGAGAUAAUAUCUCUAUGGCUCUCUCUGCUCUGUCAGUGUAAAGUGUAAAGUGUAAACACUCUCCAAGAGAUAUUUCAAACUUAAUUUAUUCUUUAUGUUACGUGUAAUAAAGGUGUUCAAUGUUGUAAAAUUAAAUUUGUGUAAAUUCAAGCAACAUCGUUACCUUAUCGUGAGAUUUAAGAGUUCCGUACAGAAGAUGAAAGUCCUGAAUGUGGCAGAAAAGAACGAUGCCGCGAAAACCAUCGCUGGUUUUCUGUCCCGUGGUAGUUCCAAAAGGAGAGAUGGAUUGAGCCCAUACAAUAAGAUCUAUGAAUUUAGUGUACAGUUGUGGAAUAAGAAUUGUGACAUGAUCAUGACAUCCGUGUCUGGUCACUUAUUGAAUUAUGCAUUCGUUGGAUCGUAUUGUAAAUGGCAAAGUUGCCAUCCAUUAGCAUUGUUUGAUGCACCCGUAAUAAAACAGUGUCCGGAUGAGAAUGGUGUAAAAAUUAAGAGAACAUUGGAAAGAGAAGUGAAACAAUGCCAGGCAUUAAUUAUUUGGACAGAUUGUGAUCGUGAAGGAGAAAAUAUAGGUUUCGAAGUUAUUCAAGUCUGUCAGGCUGUCAAACAGAAUAUUCUUAUAUAUAGGGCAAAAUUUUCUGAGAUCACGAGUAUAUCUGUAAAUAGAGCUCUUCAGAAUCUGUGCCAGCCAGACAAAGCAAUCAGUGAUGCUGUUGAUGUAAGAAGUGAAUUAGAUUUAAGAAUAGGUGCUGCAUUCACAAGGUUUCAAACGUUGAGAUUACAACAAGUAUUUCCUCAAAGCCUUGCCGAUAUGUUAAUCAGUUAUGGUAGCUGUCAGUUCCCUACAUUAGGAUUUGUAGUUGAAAGAUUUUUGGCAAUAGAGAGAUUCAAGCCAGAACCAUAUUGGAAACUAAGGGUCACAGAUAAUCGUGAUAACAUUUCUGUGGAAUUUAGAUGGGCAAGAGUAAGGUUGUUCGAGAAAUUACCUUGCGAAGUACUUUUGGACACGUGUUUGGAGCGACCUAAUGCUACUGUAACAAAGAUAACAGUUAAACCCAAGAAUAAGUGGAGGCCGUUACCACUAGAUACAGUUGAAUUGGAAAAACAAUGUUCUCGUAAACUUCGCAUGAGUGCGAAGCAGGCAAUGAAAAUCGCAGAGAAGUUGUACACUCAGGGUCUCAUCAGCUACCCUCGCACGGAAACAAAUAUAUUUCCAAAAGAAUUGAAUUUAACUCCGUUGGUCAACGAACAAGUAAAUGAUUCGUCUUGGGGUAAUUUCGCUCAGCGAUUAUUACAAAAUGGAUUAACUCCCAGGCAAGGCAAGAAGAGUGACCAAGCCCAUCCUCCUAUACAUCCAAUAAAGUAUAGUAAUACUUUACAUGGCGACGAAGCGGAAGUUUAUAACUAUGUAGUUCGACAUUUUCUCGCUUGUUUAUCGAGUAACGCAGUGGGCCAAGAAACAGUCGUAGAGAUCGACAUAGCUGGGGAGAAGUUUAUUGCUAAUGGUCUCCGUAUCAUUGAGAAAAAUUAUUUAGAAGUAUACAUAUAUGAGAAAUGGUCGGACAAAGAAAUAGCCACGUAUCGAGAGGGAGAAGUUUUCAGACCAGCUGGCAUAGAUAUGGUCGAAGAGGAAACAUCCCCACCGCAAUUGUUAACCGAGGCUGAUUUGAUCAGCUUGAUGGACAAGUACGGCAUCGGUACUGAUGCCACGCACGCCGAUCAUAUAGAUACCAUAAAGUCUCGCCAAUACGUAGGCUUGAUGGAUGGAAAGCAUUUAAUGCCAGGAAAGCUUGGAAUAGGAUUGGUAAUGGGAUACGACAAUAUGGGUUUUCAAAUGUCGAAACCGGACUUGAGAGCUGAUUUAGAGAAAGGUCUCAAGUUAAUAUGCGAACGACAAAAGGAUCCAAAGGACGUUUUGAAAGAUCAGAUAGAUAAAUAUCGCGAGGUAUUUAAAAUAUCGCUGGAACGAGCCAACUUGAUCGAUCAGGCUUUAGCCGAGUAUCUCGGCGAACAUCCAAGCGGGUCGGAAGGUCCAGCGUUUAAUGAUCUGCCUGAGAAGACUACCAUUUUCAAGUGUCCGAAAUGUGGCUCGGACAUGGUCCUUAGAACCAGGAAACAGGGCACAGGAAAAUUUAUUAGUUGCAUGGGAUUUCCAACGUGUAACAAUGCAAUUUGGUUUCCUGAAAAUAUUGAAUCGGUCGACGUUCUCGACGAAGUUUGCCCACACUGUCCAGGAAAUAUACGAAAAUUAAAAUUCAAACUAACGCGAAAUCUGUAUACAAUGUUCGGUGCUGAUUAUACGACAUGUAUAGGUGGUUGUGACCCCGCCUUUAAUGAAGCUUUAUCUGUGAAAAAAGAUAAUAUAAUAAGUCAAGGCAGAAACGUCACCGAUUACAGUAGUCUAUCCAAUGAAUCUGUCAUUUCGAACUCAAGAAGCAAUGGGACUCGCGGGUUCUCUACUCAGAACCACGCCAGUAUAGGACUCGUUUCCGGAUCUCAGAAUCAAAACCGUCAUAAUAAUACAAACAGAUCGACGAACACUAGACCGCGGAACAACUUGAAGAGUCGUACGUCAGCUGAAGACAUUUCAGUUCCUGACGACUCAAGAUCAAAUCAAGAUCCACGAUGGAGUAGUAACGAUGCUGCUGUCAUGUGUAAUUGUCAUGAAGCCGCGAAUCAAUUUACAGUCAGAAAAGAAGGACCAAACCAGGGGAGACGGUUUUACACGUGUUCAAAACCUCGAGGUACUGGUUGUGAUUUCUUUCUAUGGGCAGAUGAUAGCCAGAAUGCGCAAAGCAAUACGACUAGAGAUUUAAAUAGGACAGCAGCUCCCAGUUUCAAUGCUGGACCAAGCUCCAUUGCUGGACCGAGCUACAACGAUGCGUCUUCAUCACUCACUGGCGAGAUUAAAUGUCGUUGUAACAUAGCAGCAGUUCGACGAGUUGUACGUAAAGACGGUCCUAAUCAGGGGCGACCUUUUUAUGGGUGCUCCAAGAGUAUAGAAGAAUCAUGCAAAUUCUUUCAAUGGGACGACGAAAACGCAGAAAACACAUUUAAUAACUCGUUCAGUAACCAAAAUAAAAGAAAGAGAGGAGAAAACAGAAGUAAAAACCCACAAACAAAAUCUCGUACUGCUAGGAAAUGCGGGAUUUGUAAAAUGGAAGGGCAUACAAGGAAGAAUUGUCCUCAGAAUGCAAUGGAUUGACAGCAAGUAAACAAAUUUAGUAUUGUAAAUACAUUUUUCCAUUAUUUUUAAUGUGGCUAGUCAAUUAACAAUAACUUUUAUAAAAAUUCACAAUGUGCC